Molecule: messenger RNA, 2851 nt
Organism: Cajanus cajan (pigeon pea)
Lineage: Eukaryota; Viridiplantae; Streptophyta; Magnoliopsida; Fabales; Fabaceae
Product: histone-lysine N-methyltransferase, H3 lysine-9 specific SUVH1
Cellular component (GO): nucleus
Molecular function (GO): double-stranded DNA binding; histone methyltransferase activity; protein binding
Source: RefSeq, a predicted model, not a curated record
CACAUAAAGACAGAGGAACCGAAAAAUUCGAUCUCUCUUUCUCUCUCUAACUAAAGAAGCUGCUUCGGUUUUGGGGAGUUUCAUGGACUCAGACUGAAGCCUAGUUUAAUCUGCGAAACCCAUUUCAGGAACUGUGUUGUGUCGUUUUUCUCAGUGUUGACUCCGAGAAUUGUAUCUUUGAUCCCUUGCAGUUUUAUCCAUUGUACUUAAUUUAUGUUACCUAGCAUUUCAUUGAUUUUUCUGAUCAAUAGAGUGGAUAGCGUCCUCUUUGGUUAGUGUUAGCUGGUUCUGUACACUGAGAUUGUUUGGUGCUAAACUUUGUGGAAGUGUGUGUUUGUACUUUGUACUACUUUAAAAUUGUAUCAAUGGAACACCAUUUUGGUCAAGACACAGCACCUGCAUCUGGGUCCUUUGAUAAGACCAGGGUUUUAAAUGUGAAGCCAUUGAGAACUCUUGUUCCUGUGUUCCCUUCACCAUCUAAUCCUGCUUCAUCAUCGAAUCCACAAGGUGGUGCUCCUUUUGUUUGUGUUUCUCCUUCUGGUCCUUUUCCUUCUGGGGUUGCUCCUUUCUAUCCUUUCUUUAUCUCCCCGGAAUCCCAGAGGCUUUCUGAACAAAAUGUGCAAACCCCGACUGCCCAACGUGUGCCUGCAGCUCCAAUAUCUACUGCAGUUCCAAUUAAUUCAUUUAGGACACCAACUGGGGCUGCAAAUGGGGAUGUGGGCUCGUCACGAAAGAGUACCCGGAGUCGUAGGCAGGUCAUAGAGGAUGAUGGAUACAGUAAUGUUGAGAUUGAUGAAUUUGAUGUAGAAGAUGGAACUGGGACUGGGAGGUCAAAGCGCAAGCCACAGAAGAAGGCAAAGGCACAGCAGAGUGGUGGUUCUGUUUCUGCCGAUGUUGAUCCGGAUGCAGUGGCUGCUGAUAUUCUCAAAUCACUUAACCCUAUGGUCUUUGAUGUACUAAAUCAACCAGAAGGUAGCAGGGACUCUGUUGCAUAUACACUCAUGAUAUACGAAGUGAUGCGGAGAAAGCUGGGACAAAUUGAAGAUUCAAAUAGGGCAGCUAACUCUGGAGCAAAACGGCCUGAUUUGAAGGCAGGUGCAAUUAUGAUGAAUAAAGGGAUUCGGACCAACAGCAAGAAGCGUAUUGGACUUGUUCCUGGUGUUGAGAUUGGGGAUAUUUUCUAUUUCAGAUUUGAAUUGUGCUUAGUGGGUUUACAUGCUCCUUCUAUGGCUGGAAUUGAUUACAUCGGUUCCAAAACUAGUCAAGAGGAAGAGCCCUUAGCUGUAAGUAUUGUCUCAUCUGGAGGGUAUGAAGAUAAUGUGGAGGAUGGGGAUGUACUGAUUUACAGUGGCCAAGGUGGGGUUAACCGUGACAAGGGAGCAAGUGAUCAAAAGCUUGAAAGGGGUAAUCUUGCAUUGGAGAAGAGUGCACAUAGAGGUAAUGAAGUGAGAGUAAUUAGGGGUUUGAGGGAUGUACAACAUCCAACUGGGAAGGUAUAUGUCUAUGAUGGCCUUUACAAGAUUCAAGAUUCCUGGGUGGAGAAAGCAAAAUCUGGUUUCAAUGUUUUCAAGUAUAAGUUAGUCAGGUUGCCUGGACAGCCUCAAGCAUAUAUGAUUUGGAAAUCUGUUCAACAAUGGACUGAGAAAUCUGCUUCAAGAACAGGGAUUAUAUUGCCUGAUCUUACUUCAGGGGCAGAAAAGGUACCUGUUUGUCUUGUGAAUGAUGUUGAUACUGAGAAGGGCCCUGCACAUUUCACUUACAUCAAAGAUCUCAAGAAUUUGAGGCCAGCUGCUCCUGUGGAAUCUUCUACAGGGUGUUCUUGUGUUGGUGGAUGUCAAGCUACCAAUUUUGACUGUCCUUGCAUUCACAAGAAUGGAGGAUAUCUACCAUAUUCUGCAGCUUCAUUACUUGCGGACCUAAAAUCUGUGAUAUAUGAGUGUGGUCCUUCUUGUCAGUGUCCUCCUAGUUGCCGAAAUCGGGUUUCCCAAGGUGGCCUGAAAUUUCGUUUGGAGGUUUAUAAAACCAAGAAUAAAGGUUGGGGUCUUAGAUCAUGGGAUGCAAUUCGUGCAGGAACAUUCAUAUGUGAGUAUGCAGGGGAAGUCAUAAAUAAUGCUAGAGUAGAGGAGCUUGGUGGUGACAAUGAAGAUGAUUACAUUUUUGAUUCGACUCGCAUUUAUCAGCAACUGGAGGUUUUUCCUGGUGAUACUGAAGCUCCAAAAAUCCCAUCCCCCCUUUAUAUAUCAGCAAGAGCAGAAGGGAAUGUUGCUCGGUUUAUGAAUCACAGCUGCUCUCCCAAUGUAUUGUGGCGUCCAGUCAUUCGUGAAAAUAAGAAUGAGUCAGAUCUUCACAUUGCAUUCUAUGCAAUUAGACAUAUCCCUCCUAUGAUGGAGUUAACUUAUGAUUAUGGGGUAGUGCUUCCUCUCAAAGUAGGUCAGAGGAAAAAGAAAUGCUUAUGUGGAUCUGUAAAGUGCAGGGGUUACUUUUGUUAAUUGUCUGAUGAGUUUUGGACGAGCUGGCCUCUGUGAUUAUACUUAAGGAUAAGCUAUAGCUAAGUCAGACAGCAGGAUGGAACUAUGUAGAAAGAUGUAGCAGACAAACUUUUCCUUUUGGCAAAUCCUAGACUAGUGAAUUGGCACUUGAAUAUGAUCAAGUUGUCUAUUUACUAAAUGUGGAUAAGUUAAGGUUGUAAAAGUUAACUGUAAGACCCAUUUUGUGUAGUUUGUUUCUUUCUCUAGGGAUGGAUUUUGAGUAGGUCUUUUAGGCCACAUGGUAAGGGCGAACAUCAUAUGUAGAAUUGAAUAUUUAGUUGACAACAUUUUCAGAAAUCAUCCUGAUAUUCUAUUCUUUUGCA